AUGCCGCCGCCCCCUCUGUCAGCAUCGCAGGUUUCACUGCCUCUGCCUCCAUGGCUACAGGUGCACAGUACUCGCGUCACCACAUAUGACAACCGAAAACGCAAGAAGCCGAACGAGUUCACCGAUACCGAGCAGGAUGCAGGCGAAUCCACAGAUACCAGCUAUGUCACUUACGAUGUUCCUGCCGACGACACUCCUUUAACCCUCACACCGAACGAAGCCCACCAAUAUCGAAUCGCUGGUCUCGCGCCGGAUCAACCGCUACCUAGAGGCAAAAAUUUCCCUCAUAAACCUCCGAUAGAAAGACAACGCAGCAAAAAGAAACUUCCUGUGCCCCUUGUGAAGGACCUGGCCACCCUGAAAGAUCCACUUUAUCUUCCUCAAGCCGCGGCAUACCAUGCUGAUGAUCUACAUCUAAAACACCUCUCCCUUCUAACUACAAUGAUGCAUCAGUGUUUGCUGAAUGGUGAUUUUACUCGGGCGGGACGUGCGUGGGGUCUUCUACUUCGAGAGGAAUUUAGAUGGUUCCCGCUGGAUAUGCGUUAUAGUGGGCGAUGGGGUAUUGGGGCCGAAGUUUUAAUGCGAGGAGGGGUAGAGCAGAACUCUACCAGGGAAGGAAAUACACCUUUGCCUUUUUCCAAACAAGGCUUCGAGAAAGCAAAGGAAUAUUACGAAAGACUCAUUCUGCGACAUCCCUAUUCAAAGUCAGCUCCACGCUCUAUAUCGGCUUGGCACUUUUAUCCUGCCAUGUUUGGACUGUGGAUUUAUGUGGCCCAGGAGGAAAGCAAAGUGGGAAGAAAGAAUAUCAUCCGAAAUUAUGAAGGCUCUGAUCGGGGGUCAGAUGAGGAGGAUUCUGAGUUUGAACAACGAGAAUCAAACCAUAAACGAACUCUCAUUGCAACGAUUCGAGGCCGAGAGCUGCAACAAGCGCAGCAGAUUGCGAUUCGCAUGGACACGCUUCUCGCAUCACCUCCAUAUUCAGAUUCUGCGGACUUGCUGGAGAUGCGAGGCAUGAUAUCUCUAUGGAUUGGUGAUCUUCUCAUGUCCUCACUAGAGCCACGCACAAUGCCGACUUCGUCUGACCCAGAUGAAAUUCUCUCGCAGUAUGUGGCUGCUUCUCAUGAAAAAGAACGGGCACGCAAAUUGGCGGCUGAGAGGAGACUGGUGGAAAUCAACAAGUCGAAGGACUUCUUCGCUAAGGCCAAGGAACGGGACCGUGGAGUUGCGUUUAAUCUGGAUAAUUUCCAUUUCGAUGAGGAUUUGUCGUGGGGAGAGGACCCGAUGGACGAAGGAUCCGAUUGA
Molecule: messenger RNA, 1302 nt
Organism: Penicillium malachiteum
Lineage: Eukaryota; Fungi; Ascomycota; Eurotiomycetes; Eurotiales; Aspergillaceae
Exons: 1
Coding region: 1-1302 (433 amino acids)
Biological process (GO): transcription initiation at RNA polymerase I promoter; nucleolar large rRNA transcription by RNA polymerase I
Cellular component (GO): RNA polymerase I core factor complex
Molecular function (GO): RNA polymerase I core promoter sequence-specific DNA binding; TBP-class protein binding; RNA polymerase I general transcription initiation factor activity
Source: RefSeq, a predicted model, not a curated record